Nylanderia fulva is the source of this 2926-nucleotide messenger RNA. Its product is annotated as xaa-Pro aminopeptidase 1. Gene Ontology annotation, molecular function: metalloaminopeptidase activity. NCBI's taxonomy places the organism in Eukaryota, Metazoa, Arthropoda, Insecta, Hymenoptera, Formicidae. The record is from RefSeq and is a predicted model, not a curated record.
GCGCGUUACUUCGAUAGCGUUAUUUGCAUCAGGUAAUCUAUAGAACGAAUAAGGUCUAACUAAUUUCUCAUUUCUAAUUUUUCCUGAAUUCAUCGUUUCGAUAAACAAUUUCUCAUUGUUAUCUAGAGAUUUUCUAAAUCGUGCUCAAAAACACUCGACGAAGCGAGAACACGUUUCCGUGUAAAAUCAAAUUUUGUAAAGAACGACAAAUUGAAAUUUUGCAAGUCCAGCAAAUUUCUAUCUGAAUAUAUGAAAUAUCAGGUGAAGCAAGGUUUGCAGAACAAAUUAGGCGAACAAUAUGUUAUUUCACAUCGAAUAAUUUUCUAAUACAAGAUUCAAGCUAGCUCUCUCGAUUGCACGGCGAUACAGCUGAUACAGCGAAACCGGAAGAGUAUACCAUUUCUCCGAUGCGAAACAGUUCUCCACUGUUCUCCAGUCUUUUCCUAAGUACAGUCGGCGCUAUUAUUGCAGUGCGGUUUAAAUAUAGAUAAGAACGCGUAUUUUCUUGACGUAAAUCGCACCGCUCUUUUUAUCUCAAUUCAACGUACCGCCAAGAUCGAGACGCUAUCGAAGAUUUUUGCAUCAUGAAAAAGCUCAUGUUGCGACUCCUUCUUGCAUCUUGUGUUCUAGAAUUAACGAGAGCCGAUACCAGCGAUUUGUCAAAGCCAGAAUACAACUAUAAUGGCGCCAAAAGAUUGUAUUGCCCCUUGAAUGCUUAUAUCGAAAAUCAACCGGUUAAUCGAUAUGACAGUUCUCUCCGAUUGAGACAACUGAGAUCCGAGAUGGUUCGUGUAACCGCAGUUCAAGGGCCAGCACUUGAUGGCUACAUCGUUACUUCGGAUGACGAGCAUCAAACAGUGAGUUUCGUUUCUCACGGCCGUGAAGGCCCUUUAGAGAGUGAAGUCGUGGAUCCGCAUGAUAUGAGAAAAGAGUUUCUUACUGGAUUUUAUGGAAGUGCUGGAGAUGCUAUUGUCACUCUAAACAAGGCAAUACUUUGGACUGAUGGCCGAUAUCAUAUUCAAGCCGACCAUCAGCUGGACUGUAACUGGAGUUUAAUGAAACAAGGUGAAAAUGAGGUACCAACAGUAACAGAUUGGUUAAUACACGAGUUUCAAAAUCAGUCGGAAAUACGUAUCGGUGCUAAUCCGAAAUUAAUAUCUGCAUUUAUGUGGGAAAUAUGGGAAAACGAAUUAGUGAAUUCAUCCAUAAGAUUGGUCGCAGUCCAUAACGACCUGGUGGAUUUGAUCUGGCAGGUGGACCGGCCCGAAUAUAAUCCGCAUGCGGCGUACCCGUUGACAGACGAAUACUCCGGUAAACCAUGGCAAGAGAAAAUUCAGAGUGUCCGGCUGGAGAUGGAAUUAUCAUCAGCCGACGCAUUUGUCGUCACCGCUUUGGAUGAGAUAGCAUGGCUCUUCAACAUUCGUGGCUACGAUUUACCGCACACACCUGUCUUAAGAGCCUACGCGAUUAUCACUCAAGAAUCUCUGCAUUUAUAUGCGCCGCGACAUAAGAUCCUACGGUCCGUCGACAUACAUCUGAAAACCGACUCCUGCUUUCACGCAAAUUGCGUCAAAUGGCACAAUUACACAGACAUUUGGUAUGAUUUGAAGACCAUGUCUCAAGCCUGGAAUACAGUGUGGCUUCCAUCGCCUUAUGGCUAUACAUUGGGUGCGUCCAAAGAAAUAUAUAAUUCUAUUCCACCAGAAAAAAGAUUGGCUAAGCCUUCACCUGUAAUCGAUUUACGAGCAGAAAAAAACAAAGUUGAAGUGGCAGGUAUGAGAAGAUCUCACCUAAGGGAUGCCGUAGCUAUGUGCGAUUUUCUAGCUUAUAUGGAAGAACAAUAUGAAUUGGAUUCCGAAGGAUGGGACGAAAUGCAAGUGGCGAGAGUGGUUAAUGAAUUCCGUUACGAACAAAAUAACAACAAGGGCAUCUCUUUCCCGACAAUCGUGGGAUAUGGUUCGCAUGCCGCUUUACCGCAUUAUGAACCAAUUAAUUUGACCAAUACUAAAAUCGGAACCACAUCCACGUUAGUAAUUGAUUCCGGAGGACAAUACUUGGAUGGUACCACUGAUGUGACAAGAACUCUACAUUUCGGAGUGCCGACCGAUGAGCAAAAAAAAGCUUAUACCAGAGUAUUAAUCGGAUCGAUCGAAUUAUCGUCUUUGAUCUUUCCCAAUGAUGUGACAACAAAUCAUUUGGAUGUUAUUGCACGGAGACCUUUGUGGAGUAUCGGUUACAAUUACAUGCAUGGAACUAGUCACGGAAUCGGUCAUUUCUCUUCAGUUCACGAAUCGCCUAUUUAUAUACAAUAUGGAUGCGGGAACUCAGCAUGUGCUCUUAAAUUGAAGCCAGGAUUCUUCCUAUCAAAUGAACCAGGAUAUUACAAAGAAGGCGAUUUUGGAAUUCGUUUGGAAAAUAUACUUGAAGUUAUUCCAGCUAGCAAAUUGACUCAUAAUGGGAAAAAAUUCCUCAAAUUUAAAGACAUUACUUUGGUUCCUUAUGAAUCAAAACUUAUUGACUUCAGUAUGCUUACUCCAUUGCAUCGACGUUGGCUAAAUAAUUACAAUAAACGUAUACGGGAAGAAGUAGGUGCAGAAUUGAAAAAAAAAUUAAAAAUGAAAGCAUUUUACUGGAUGAUGAUGAAGACUAUGACCAUUCCCGAAACAAGUUUAGAUAACCAGGAUUUUUUUCCUGAUUAUUCUCACUCGAUGUCGUCUACUAUUAGACAAUUCCACAUCUUGGUUGUGAUUGUUGCAGUUUAUCAUACCAUAAUUGCAUAAGAAUGUGUAAUUAAUCUGGAAAACAUUUACUUUCCGAAUAUUUUAACAUGCGUACGCGUUGUGAAAUUUUUUUACUAUAAAUAUACAUCAUUUCUUAAGUGUUGAUAUAUUGGAUAUUGUAUAAUUGUAUUUAAGAAAAAUUCGCA